This is a messenger RNA of Penicillium brevicompactum, 1239 nucleotides long. RefSeq names its product histone acetyltransferase GCN5 (gene gcnE). Lineage: Eukaryota; Fungi; Ascomycota; Eurotiomycetes; Eurotiales; Aspergillaceae. Gene Ontology annotation, biological process: chromatin remodeling; positive regulation of transcription by RNA polymerase II. The transcript has 7 exons. Gene Ontology annotation, molecular function: protein binding; histone H3 acetyltransferase activity. The record is from RefSeq and is a predicted model, not a curated record. Gene Ontology annotation, cellular component: histone acetyltransferase complex. Bases 1 to 1239 code for a protein of 412 amino acids.
AUGGUUGCUGAUUCUCCCAAAAGCUUCAAGCGCAAGGCCUCUGAGGACGCAGCUUCCCCAGACUCCGGGCAGCAGGCGAGCAAGAAGGCACGCACCGAUUCGCCUGAGAAAGAAGAAGAUGGCCCCCUCAAGAAAGCUCCCCUUCGGAUUGUUCCGUUCCCUGAGAAGAUGACUGAUAAUACGAAGCCUGCAGUACUCGAGGAACGCCGCGGUGAUAUCGAGUUUCGAGUGGUCAACAACGAUGGCUCCCAUGAUAGCUUCAUCGUCUUGACUGGCCUGAAGUGUAUCUUCCAAAAGCAACUGCCCAAAAUGCCCAAGGACUAUAUCGCUCGCCUUGUGUAUGACCGGUCUCAUUUAUCCAUAGCGAUUGUCAAGCAUCCUUUGGAAGUCGUCGGAGGAAUAACCUAUCGUCCAUUCAACACUCGCAAAUUUGCUGAAAUUGUGUUCUGUGCUAUUUCCUCAGAUCAACAAGUCAAAGGUUAUGGUGCACACUUGAUGUCUCACCUAAAGGACUAUGUCAAAGCAACAUCUCCUAUCAUGCACUUCCUUACCUACGCCGAUAACUAUGCCAUUGGUUACUUCAAGAAGCAAGGAUUCACAAAAGAGAUCACGCUUGACAGGUCAAUUUGGAUGGGUUAUAUCAAAGAUUAUGAGGGUGGUACACUCAUGCAGUGCACCAUGCUCCCAAAAAUUCGCUAUUUGGAAAUGGGACGCAUGCUGACCAAACAGAAGGAGUCCGUGCAAGCCAAGAUUCGUGCCUUCAGCCGCUCACAUAUCGUCCAUCCGCCCCCUAAAGAAUGGAAGACCAAGGUGUACGCCAUCGACCCACUCAGCAUCCCUGCCAUCAAAGAGUCUGGAUGGUCACCGGACAUGGAUGAACUGGCACGUCAGCCUCGCCACGGGCCAAACUACAACCAGCUACUGCACUUGUUGAAUGACAUGCAAAACAACAGUGCAGCUUGGCCAUUUACUCAGCCGGUGAAUCGUGACGAGGUUCCUGACUACUAUGAAGUGAUCAUGGAGCCUAUGGACCUCUCGACCAUGGAAGAGAAACACGAGAAGGACUUGUACCCGACUCCACAAGAUUUCGUUAAGGAUGCCAUGUUAAUUUUCGACAAUUGUCGAAGAUACAAUAAUGAGACCACGCCCUACGCCAAAAGUGCAAACAAACUUGAGAAGUUCAUGUGGCAGCAAAUCCGGAAUAUUCCGGAGUGGUCGCACCUUGCCGAUAAUCAUUGA